AGCUAGCAGAGCGGCGGCCUUGCACAGGGGUUCCAGCCUGCGGUGGGAACGGAGAGUCUCAGGGGGGCGGGGCUGCCUCCGUCUGGCCCUCGGCUGCCUGCGAAACGUGGACCGGGUGAUGCCUCAGGAGAAACCACCCUAGUAGUUCCGCUCCGAGGGCGGAAGUGCGCGUCUCUUGUCUGUGCGGCUGACCAGUUGGCGACAUGGUGGCACCCGUGCUGGAGACUUCUCACGUGUUUUGCUGCCCAAACCGGGUGCGGGGAGUCCUGAACUGGAGCUCUGGGCCCAGAGGACUUCUGGCCUUUGGCACGUCCUGCUCCGUGGUGCUCUAUGACCCCCUGAAAAGGGUUGUUGUUACCAACUUGAAUGGUCACACCGCCCGAGUCAAUUGCAUACAGUGGAUUUGUAAACAGGAUGGCUCCCCUUCUACUGAAUUAGUUUCUGGAGGAUCUGAUAAUCAAGUGAUUCACUGGGAAAUAGAGGAUAAUCAGCUUUUAAAAGCAGUCCAUCUUCAAGGCCAUGAAGGACCUGUUUAUGCGGUGCAUGCUAUUUACCAGAGGAGGACAUCAGAUCCUGCAUUAUGUACACUGAUCGUUUCUGCAGCUGCAGAUUCUGCUGUUCGACUCUGGUCUAAAAAGGGUCCAGAAGUAAUGUGCCUUCAGACUUUAAACUUUGGAAAUGGAUUUGCUUUGGCUCUCUGCUUGUCUUUUUUGCCAAAUACUGAUGUACCAAUAUUAGCAUGUGGUGAUGAUGAUUGCAGAAUUCACAUAUUUGCUCAACAAAAUGAUCAGUUUCAGAAAGUGCUUUCUCUCUGUGGACAUGAGGAUUGGAUUAGAGGAGUGGAAUGGGCAGCCUUUGGUAGAGAUCUUUUCCUAGCAAGCUGUUCACAAGAUUGCCUGAUAAGAAUAUGGAAGCUGUAUAUAAAGUCAACAUCUUUAGAAACUCAGGAUGACGAUAACAUAAGACUGAAAGAAAAUACUUUUACCAUAGAAAAUGAAAGUGUUAAAAUAGCAUUUGCUGUUACUCUGGAGACAGUGCUAGCCGGUCAUGAAAACUGGGUAAAUGCAGUUCACUGGCAACCUGUGUUUUACAAAGAUGGUGUCCUACAGCAGCCAAUGAGAUUAUUAUCUGCUUCCAUGGAUAAAACCAUGAUUCUCUGGGCUCCAGAUGAAGAGUCAGGAGUUUGGCUAGAACAGGUUCGAGUAGGUGAAGUAGGUGGGAAUACUUUGGGAUUUUAUGAUUGCCAGUUCAAUGAAGAUGGCUCCAUGAUCAUUGCUCAUGCUUUCCACGGAGCGUUGCACCUUUGGAAACAGAAUACAGUUAACCCAAGAGAGUGGACUCCAGAGAUUGUCAUUUCAGGACACUUUGAUGGUGUCCAAGACCUAGUCUGGGAUCCAGAAGGAGAAUUUAUUAUCACUGUUGGUACUGAUCAGACAACUAGACUUUUUGCUCCAUGGAAGAGAAAAGACCAAUCACAGGUGACUUGGCAUGAAAUUGCAAGGCCUCAGAUACAUGGGUAUGACCUGAAAUGUUUGGCAAUGAUUAAUCGGUUUCAGUUUGUAUCUGGAGCAGAUGAAAAAGUUCUUCGGGUUUUUUCUGCACCUCGGAAUUUUGUGGAAAAUUUUUGUGCCAUUACAGGACAAUCACUGAAUCAUGUGCUCUGUAAUCAAGAUAGUGAUCUUCCAGAAGGAGCCACUGUCCCUGCGUUGGGAUUAUCAAAUAAAGCUGUCUUUCAGGGAGAUAUAGCUUCUCAGCCUUCUGAUGAAGAGGAGCUGUUAACUAGUACUGGUUUUGAGUAUCAGCAGGUGGCCUUUCAGCCCUCCAUACUUACUGAGCCUCCCACUGAGGAUCAUCUUCUGCAGAAUACUUUGUGGCCUGAAGUUCAAAAACUAUAUGGGCAUGGUUAUGAAAUAUUUUGUGUUACUUGUAACAGUUCAAAGACUCUGCUUGCCUCAGCUUGUAAGGCAGCUAAGAAAGAGCAUGCAGCUAUCAUUCUUUGGAACACUACAUCUUGGAAACAGGUGCAGAAUUUAGUUUUCCACAGUUUGACAGUCACGCAGAUGGCCUUCUCACCUAAUGAGAAGUUCUUACUAGCUGUUUCCAGAGAUCGAACCUGGUCAUUGUGGAAAAAGCAGGAUACAAUCUCACCUGAGUUCGAGCCGGUUUUUAGUCUUUUUGCCUUCACCAACAAAAUUACUUCUGUGCACAGUAGAAUUAUUUGGUCUUGUGAUUGGAGUCCUGACAGCAAGUAUUUCUUCACUGGGAGUCGAGACAAAAAGGUGGUUGUCUGGGGUGAGUGCGACUCCACUGAUGACUGUAUUGAGCACAACAUUGGCCCCUGCUCCUCAGUCCUGGACGUGGGUGGGGCUGUGACAGCUGUCAGCGUCUGCCCAGUGCUCCACCCUUCUCAACGAUAUGUGGUUGCAGUAGGAUUGGAAUGUGGAAAGAUUUGCUUAUAUACCUGGAAAAAGACUGAUCAAGUUCCAGAAAUAAAUGACUGGACCCACUGUGUAGAAACAAGUCAAAGCCAAAGUCAUACACUGGCUAUCAGAAAAUUAUGCUGGAAGAAUUGCAGUGGAAAAACUGAACAGAAGGAAGCAGAAGGUGCUGAGUGGUUACACUUUGCAAGCUGUGGUGAAGAUCACACUGUGAAGAUACACAGAGUCAAUAAAUGUGCACUGUAAUGGACUUAAUAACUA
Molecule: messenger RNA, 2699 nt
Organism: Pan troglodytes (chimpanzee)
Lineage: Eukaryota; Metazoa; Chordata; Mammalia; Primates; Hominidae
Gene: ELP2
Product: elongator acetyltransferase complex subunit 2
Exons: 22
Coding region: 204-2684 (826 amino acids)
Biological process (GO): tRNA wobble uridine modification
Cellular component (GO): elongator holoenzyme complex
Molecular function (GO): protein binding
Source: RefSeq, a predicted model, not a curated record